CUCCGACACAGUCUGCCGCUCUCCGCUCUCCUCACCGCGCGGCUCUGAACCAAUCCUCCUCCUCCGACUCGACGCGUCCGGACCAAAAAUCCGCCACAUUCCUGAGGACAACUUCUUAUUAUUUUUUUUAUACAUCUACAGCUAAUGAACUUUACAUUCCUACACACCGGAAGACACUUUUGGAGAACACCUGGACACGCGCACUUCCUGGUUACAUAACUUUGCUCUUCUUCUUGCACUUGAACGAAUCCUUUACAUUCCGAAGACGUUGGCCGCGGACGGUCAUCGGUGUCUUUCUCCUUAAAGUCAACGAUCAAAGUCGUUUUUUAUUACAUCAACUUUCCUCCGAAUAGACCAAACGAGAAGGCUUUCAGAUUUUUUGCACAGCCCAACAGUAAAGUAGUCUUAACUGUGUGAUUUUUUUUAUUUUUAAGUCUUAAAUUAAGUCACUUCACAUUCGAAAUGGCAAGUGUGAACUCUCUGGAUGCUGUGAAGAGGAAGAUCCAGUGUUUGCAGCAGCAGGCCGACGAGGCCGAGGACCGGGCUCAGGUCCUGCAGAGAGAGCUGGACUGUGAACGGGAGGUCCGAGAGAAAGCGGAGAAUGAUGUAGCGGGUCUGAACCGUAGGAUCCAGCUGGUGGAGGAGGAGUUGGACCGAGCCCAGGAGAGGCUGAACACAGCACUGCAGAAGCUGGAGGAGGCUGAGAAGGCUGCAGAUGAAAGCGAGAGAGGAAUGAAGGUGAUCGAGAACCGAGCGAUGAAGGAUGAGGAGAAGAUGGAGAUCCAGGAGAUGCAGCUGAAGGAGGCCAAACACAUUGCAGAGGAGGCCGACCGUAAAUAUGAGGAGGUGGCUCGUAAGCUGGUGAUCCUGGAGGGAGAGCUGGAGAGAGCUGAGGAGAGGGCUGAGCUCUCAGAAUGUAAAGCCAGUGACCUAGAAGAGGAGCUGAAAAAUGUGACCAACAACCUGAAAUCCCUAGAAGCCCAGUCUGAGAAGUACUCAGAAAAGGAGGACAAGUACGAGGAGGAGAUCAAAGUACUGACUGACAAACUGAAGGAGGCUGAAACUCGUGCAGAGUUUGCAGAGAGGACAGUGGCCAAACUGGAAAAGUCCAUCGAUGACCUGGAAGAGAAAUUAGCAUCUGCCAAAGAGGAGAAUCUGGGCAUGAACAAAGUCCUGGACCAGACCCUGCAGGAACUGAACAACUUAUAAACACACGGAGGAAACUGGAGGGGAUGAGCUCGUCAUGUAACAUUCCAUUAGAUGUUCGACUCCAUUCCACAUUUUGAGCUGUAAAAUCUUUUUCCCCCGUGUAAAAGGGGGAUUAACUUAAAGCUUGUCCCUUGAAGUUUUUUUUUUCCUAAGGCACAACUUUGUUUUUGUUUUUUUUUAAGAUGGGAAGUCAUUUUGAAAUCAUCACUUCUUUUUUUUUGAUCUCCAGCUGCAAUUGCAGAAAUUCUAUACAGAAAUGUUUUUUGACCACUCAUUUAUUAAGAACUGGCAAUUAAUAGACCCAAAGAAACCUCACAUUUGGUCACUCAACCACUUAAACUGGCUCAAUUUUACAUAUUUGUGCCAGACAUUAAAGCCUCUGUCUGCUAAUAUUAAUACAUAGGCUACAGAUGGUAUUGGGGUUCUCUCAGUCUACAUUAGUGUGGCUCUAAAGUGCCACCCAGUGGUGAUAUGAAGUCAGUUGUUUUUCUGAUCAUGCUGCAACACUUUGAGAAGCUACAUACUGUACCCUCGGCAGUGUCUUUCUCAAACUGUUUUUAACAGCAAGAUCCUCAAAUGAACAGGUGACCUCAUGGAAAGGUUUCAUUCAUGAAUAAUCAAGUCAAGGCACAUGAUGCUCAGUCACAGGAGGCCUCUUUACGCUUAGGUAAAAGGUUAUGCCGCCUCUGCCUGAUUAUCCUGAAGCCUACAUGUUGAAGAUGCUCAGAGUAUUUUCUCCGCAUCACUUUUCUCCUACUCUGUUUUUGGUUCGGGAAUCUGCAUAAACAGAAUCUACACAAUGACAUGAAUGACCUUUCCUUGAGCAUAGUCUGCUCAUCGACUGCUUCUGCAUCAUUGCCAACAAUAUGCCAUAAUGUAGCCAAUAUCGAUAACUAGAUUUACAAUAUAUCGUAUUACAUGAGCGAGCUAAACCCCAAACCACUGGAAGCUUGGUUAAGUUUUGCCAACCAUGGAUACUUAUUGUAUAUAGUAGAAUAAUGUUAGGUAUGUGAGAAGUUGUAUUUGUUUUAAUUAUCUUUUGGGGGGUGGGUUUGGGGUUGGGUUGUUUCAUUCACACCACUUAUUUUUUGCCAGGGGAACUCUCAAGACCAAAGAACACACAUAAGACAGACAGUCAAAUUUAUUUUUAUUUUAUUUUUGGAAUUUUUGUUUUGUGAUGGCCAUUGUGGUUUCAUCUUGUGCCAGGUCCAUGAAUCGCGCCUUACAUUUGAUCAAGGCUGUUUUUGUAAUAUUUCAUUCACCACCCCCUCUAUGUCAGUCUAAUAAAUGUUUUACAGAAACCAUGA
Scophthalmus maximus (turbot) is the source of this 2516-nucleotide messenger RNA. It is a transcript of the gene tpm4a, whose product is annotated as tropomyosin 4a. The record is from RefSeq and is a predicted model, not a curated record. Gene Ontology annotation, biological process: actin filament organization; muscle contraction. Bases 463 to 1209 code for a protein of 248 amino acids. Gene Ontology annotation, cellular component: actin filament. Gene Ontology annotation, molecular function: actin filament binding. NCBI's taxonomy places the organism in Eukaryota, Metazoa, Chordata, Actinopteri, Pleuronectiformes, Scophthalmidae. The transcript is spliced from 8 exons.